AACCUACACAAUUGAAAUGUGGUGCUUGAGAAGAGUUCUACAGAUAACACAGGCCACCCAAGACAAAUAGGUCCUGGGGCAAAUCAGACAUAGACUUAGUCAAAAUAAUUAAACUGAGAGUGUAGUAGUAGUAGUAGUAGUAGUAGUAAUGAAUGUAUUACCUACGUCUUAUUACAACCCGAGGCAGGAUACAACAUCAUUAAAACAAAGAGAUAAAACUCUGUUAAAAGGCAUACAACAAGACACACAGAAUUAAAAAACAAGUUAACAUCCACUGAUAAAAUCCAGAUUAAAAUACAGAAUUUAAAAUUGAUGUAGGCCUGCAGGAAGAGAUGUUGUAUUAUGGAUACAUCAUUUUGGCACUACAACUUCCAGAAAUCCUUCUGGUGUUAUUGUAAAAGCAGGGUAAUAAUAUCCCAAAUGGAAGAGAGUUUUAUAAGAUCAGAUGAAGAGGCAAUUCUAUAAAUCUGCUCUUUGAGAUUACUAUUCAAAAAGUGUGCUUAAUGGCAACCUUACUUGAAAAAGGACUGAACACAGAUGCACAAUACUUUUAUCUAGGCAGAUAUGAAAUAACAAUCACAAUAAUAAAUGAUCCUUGAGAAGUAUUUCUUCUAUGAAACAUUAACAGAGAAAACACAAACAUCCUAUCCCAGCUUAGUUCAGCGUAGUAAAUCAUAAAUGGGUGGAUAAUUUACUACAGCCCAUUCCUGGCUGUAAUAAAUUGCCUUCCUCCUUUCUUUGUCAAUAUCCCUUCCCAACAACCUUCUUUUUUGCCAAAAUAAACAAAAAGCACCUGUCUAUAGUGCUGCAGCUCACCUGGAAGGGCAGUGGUUUCAAAAAGGUUGUGAACAGCCUUAGAAAUUCUAUUAACAAUCUGUGUGAAAGCACUAAAGUUUAGAUAUUAAACAUGAAAAAAUCAAGUUAGUGCAAAAAUAUAUACCUCAAAACCUCUGAGGAUGCCUGACAUAGAUGUGGGCGAAACGUUAGGAGAGAAUGCUUCUGGAACAUGGCCAUACAACCCGGAAAAUUCACAACAGCCCAGUGAUUCCGGCCAUGAAAACCUUCAACAACACAUAGUGCAAAAAGUCACCCUUACAAAAUGAAUUCUUAUAUAUUAACUAUUAGCCUGAAAGUGAUUUGAUAUCCAUACUAAAAUACAGUAACAGUGAAGUGCUUUUUAACUGCUGUUGCUGCUGCUGCUCAAUCACAUAGUUGUUUCUGACUCUUGGUGACCUCAUGGACCAGUCCACGGCAGAUCUCCCUGUCGGCCGUCGCCGCCCCCAGUUCCUUCAAGUUCAUGCCAGUCACUUCAAGGAUACCGUCCAUCCAGCUUGCCCUUGGUCGGUCUCUCUUCCUUUUUCCCCAGCAUCAUGAUAUUUUCCAAGCUUUCCUGUCUUCUCAUGAUGUGGCCAAAAUACUUCAUCUUUGCCUCUAGUAUCCUUCCCUCCAGCGAGCAGCUGGGAAUUAUUUCCUGGAGGAUGGACUGGUUGGAUCUUCUUGCGGUCCAAGGCACUCUCAGGAUUUUCCUCCAACAUCUAUCUUCCUUCACUCAGCCUUCCUUAUGGUCCAGCUCUCGUAUCCAUAGGUUACUAUGGGGAAUACCAUUGCUUUCACUGUGUGGACCUUCAUUGCCCGUGUGAUGUCUCUGCUCUUCACUAUUGCUGGAGUCUGCCUUGCAGGAUCUUGAGCAUUACCUUACUGGCAUGGGAAAUAAGUGACACUGUAUGGAAAUUUGAGCAUUCUUUAGCGUUUCCCUUUUUGGAUAUGGGGAUAUACAUUGAUUUUUUCCAAUCUGAUGGCCAAUCUUUUGUUUUCCAUAUUUGCUGGCAUAUGGCAUGCAUCACCUUGACAGCAUCAUCUUCCAAGAUUUUAAACAACUCAGCUGGGAUCCCGUUGUGUCCUGCUGCCUUGUUAUUAGCAAUGCUUCUUAAGGCCAAUUCAACCUCACUCCUCAGGAUGUCUGGUUCUAAUUCAUUCACCACUCCACCAAAGCUAUCCUCUAUAUUAUUAUCCUUCCUGUACAGAUCUUCUGUAUAUUUUUGCCACCUUGUCUUGAUCUCUUCAGCUUCUGUUAGGUCCCUGCCAUCUUUGUUUUUGAUCAUGCCCAUUUUUGUCUGAAAUUUACCUCUGAUGUUUCUGAUUUUCUGGAAGAGGUCUCUUGUUCUUCCUAUUCUAUUGUCUUCUUCCACUUCCAUGCAUUGCUUGAUUAAAAAUAGUUCCUUGUCUCUUCUGGCUAACCUCUGGAAUUGUGCAUUUAAUUGGGCAUAUCUCCCCCUAUUACUGUUUCCUUUCUCCUUCCUUCUUUCUUGGGCUACUUCCAGUGUCUCAGAAGACAACCAUCUUGCCUUCUUGCUUUUCUUUUUAUUUGGGACGUACUUUGUUGCCACCUCCUGAACAAUGUUGUGAACUUCUGCUUUUUAAAGCUUUUUAACUGCUUACAUCAAGCUGAGCAACAAUGUCCCUUCAAGUGAUGUUGGGUUGCAAAUCCCAUGACUCCUCACCAUCGGCAAUGCUAGCUAGAGCUGAUGACAGUUACAGUCUAGCAAGAAAUGGCUAAAAAUCACAGAGAUGUUAUGAUAACACCAAUUCUGGGCUUGGAACACUUCUGAAUGUUUGCUGUAUUGCAGCCAAAUUAAAAACCUCUUCAGUUUGCGUAUUUUCAGGAUGUUUUAUAUUUAAUCACAAAAGGUCAUCUGUGCCAACAACUCUAAACAUUGGACUUUUUAAAAAAAAAUGAACUUGCAUACACGAAAUUAACUGAAUCAUAGCUGAAAGAUGAAUGCUCAAUAUUGCAUGUAAUUUUUUGUGGUCUGUUAUCAGGUAACAUGAUAGAAUAAUAUGGUUUCAGACGGAAAAUGUAUAAAUGUAGUUGUCAUUGUGGCUUAUUACUUAUUUCCAUGCUGUUAACACUCAUUUGGCAAAAAGCCUUCCUCUGUGCUACAAACCAGCCACUGGAGGGAAGAUUUAUCAUCUGCUUAUCUUGUCUGAAUAUGUAACAUUUACGUCAUCAUGUUGGUUAAGACUUAAAAUCAGGCUAUGAAGGAAAGUCAGACUUCAGCAAUCACUACUUCAGUGGUUUGAAUAGGAAAUGCUUGAUAUCCAAGUGUGCUGUGGAUUUUCAUUCUGAUGACUUGAUAACAUGGAAGGCUACUCUUCUGGCUCAUUAAUGUGAGGAUUCAACAGAAUCAUUUGCCCUUGGCAACAGGAAACUCUCCAAGAGCCAACAGAAUCCAUCCAAAUCCAUAAGCCUCCGGUGUGAAAGCUAUAAAUCAACUUAUUCAAAGUCUGGAGCUUGAAGAUCAUUCCCUUUUGCUCAAUGACAGAAUCUCUAGUCAUCACUGGCCUUGCUGUAAAAGAGGACACAUAGUAAAGAUCAGACAGCCCAAUACAUGCUUGUGUGAAUCUGAAUCUUUAGAAAGGAUGCAGUUGUGCUGCGAAUCCAUCAAUGGCUCCUGCAUAAAGAGCAGCUGGUCCAUUAGCAUUCGAAUGUCUAUGUAUGUAUCCAUGUUAUGUGUGAUCCUGGGUACUGUGGCUGGCAAUUUGACAGUCAUCAUCUCCAUCGCACAUUUCAGGCAACUGCACACCCCAACCAAUUUCCUCAUCCUCUCUAUGGCCACUGUCGAUUUCCUCUUGGGAGUCCUCGUCAUGCCUUACAGUAUGGUGAGAUCAGUGGAGAACUGCUGGUAUUUUGGAGAGUUCUUCUGCAAAGUCCACACCAGUGUCGACAUCAUGCUGAGCACAGCUUCCAUCUUCCACCUAUCAUUCAUCUCCAUUGAUCGCUACUAUGCUAUUUGUGACCCACUUCGAUACAAAGCCAAGAUCAACACGUAUGUCAUACUAAUAAUGAUCUUCGUAAGUUGGAUGUUGCCCGCCUUGUUUGGUUUUGGGAUGAUCUUUUUGCAGCUGAACAUGACAGGAGCCAAAGAAACAUUCUAUAAAUUCAUUUACUGUGUAGGAGGUUGCUUCGUCUUCUUCGAUGAAACUUCUGGAGUGGUAGCCUCCAUGGUUUGUUUUUACAUCCCUGGAUUUGUCAUGGUAUACAUCUAUGGGAAGAUAUAUACUAUAGCCAAAAGACAGGCCAGAUCUAUCAAGGCUGUGAUGAGCCAAGCACAGAUAAGAUUUCAAAUGAAACAUCAUAUUUCACGCAGCAGAGAAAGAAAAGCUGCAAAGACUUUAGGCAUUGUGGUUGGAGUUUUCCUCACUUGCUGGUUCCCUUUUUUCUUCUGUACAGCCACAGAUCCCUUUAUGAACUAUACAAUACCACCUAUUGUCAUUGAUGCAAUGGUUUGGCUUGGUUACAUGAAUUCUACAUUUAACCCAAUUGUUUAUGCAUAUUUUUACUUGUGGUUUCGAAGGGCCUUGAAAAUGAUUGUGCUGGGGAAAGUUUUUCAGCAGAACUCAUCCAGAAUUAAGCUAUUUUGGGAGUGAAACAUUUUGAAAACUGAGACUUGCUUCAACUGAAAUGAAAUUGAAAUACCAGCUUUAAAAACUGUUGAAAAGAGAAGAAAACAUUGUUUGCUGAGAUUUUGGAAGUCUUAAUCAGCAAAUGAAAUCUCUCUUGUUCCAUAUAAAUUUUAUUUAACCCAUAUAGUCACCCAAAGUUAAUAGGAUUUUUUUAACCAGGUGACAAUAUAAUAUAUUCAUUUUAAAAAGCAGUGUGUCUAAAAUGGCAUGUUGAAAUGAACAAAAAUGAAAACUCCUAUCAUCAGACCAAGACUACAAUUAAGUCUUCAUUUUCUGAGGAAGAAAGGGUUCCAGACAAAGAAUCAGCUUGUUCAUAGAGCAUAUUUCCAUUCCUAAAACACAUAGUGCUCAGAGAGGUUCACAAAAACGUAAUAUAAUCACCAUAGUCAGAGAUAAUGAAAUAACAGCAUAUUUACUGCCACUUCUGCUAACUUUUCUUCAUAGAAUGGCCUAGGCACAUGCAUUUUGACCUUCGCUAGGAAAACGUGUUGAACUUUUAAUACAUUUCAAGUUUUAUCUAACAGAGACAACAAAUGUAGAGUUCACAGUAUUCAAGAACACAAGAUAAAGCUAAGAAAGCUAAGAUAAUAUCCGAAGGUGCAACCUAAUUCAGAAAUAGUUUCUUCUUGUGCUGUCUUACUGGAAAAGUUUGUAGUUUGCUAAAGAGCCUUCUGUUUUCAAAAUAGAUAAUCCCAUAAGGGAGAAUAAAGUUUUUAUGAAGUCCUGUA
Messenger RNA from Anolis carolinensis (green anole), 5192 nucleotides. RefSeq names its product trace amine-associated receptor 1. Gene Ontology annotation, molecular function: trace-amine receptor activity. Bases 3421 to 4428 code for a protein of 335 amino acids. Lineage: Eukaryota; Metazoa; Chordata; Lepidosauria; Squamata; Anolidae. Gene Ontology annotation, biological process: G protein-coupled receptor signaling pathway. The transcript is spliced from 3 exons. The record is from RefSeq and is a predicted model, not a curated record. Gene Ontology annotation, cellular component: membrane.